Messenger RNA from Penicillium verhagenii, 1035 nucleotides. RefSeq names its product isopenicillin N synthase family dioxygenase. Bases 1 to 1035 code for a protein of 344 amino acids. The record is from RefSeq and is a predicted model, not a curated record. Gene Ontology annotation, molecular function: dioxygenase activity. Lineage: Eukaryota; Fungi; Ascomycota; Eurotiomycetes; Eurotiales; Aspergillaceae. The transcript has 6 exons.
AUGGAUCAACCGGAACCCUCCCAGGCAGCCAACUGCGAUCACAUCCCGAUAAUCGAUCUGUCGCAUUUGAAUAGCCCCCGUAUCCAAGAUCGGCGGGAACUCGCCCAGACCAUAUAUGAUGCUUGUACUCAAGUUGGGUUUUUUUACAUCAAGAAUCAUGGCAUCCCAGUAGAAAUGAUCAAUGGUGUUCAUCAUGCUGCCGAGCGCUUUUUUGCACUUACCGAAGAUCAAAAAAUGAACUUCUACAUUGGCAACUCCCAGAAAUUCCGAGGCUAUAGUCCUUUGGGUGGUGAGAAAACAACGGGCACGGACGAUGAUCCUAUAUCCGCCGAAGAAUCUACCGGUGUUCUCUCCGAAGCUUUUGAUAUCGGAUACGAAACAGCUAUGGAUUUUCAAAAGUCCACUGACGCCACUCUGGGGCCUGAUACCUAUGGUUUAUAUGGAGAUAAUCAAUGGCCAGAUGAGAACGUGCUCGUCGGCUUUAAGCUCACUUAUAUCGAAUAUUGCGCCACCGUUUUGGAGUUCUGUCGCAAGCUCAUGAGAAUAUUUGCUCUCGCCUUAGAUGUACCAGAGGACUACUUUGACUCGAAAAUUCAGACACCGGGCGUCACUUCUCGGAUGAUGCAUUAUCCCGCCCAACCUGUUGGAGAAACGCGCGAGGGUCUAGGAGCGCAUACCGACUGGGAAUGUUUCACAAUCCUUUCUCAAGGCAGAGUUCCCGGGUUACAAGUUUUGAAUCAACGUGGAGAAUGGAUUCUCGCCCCUCCUAUUCCUGGAACAUUGGUUGUCAAUAUAGCUGAUUGUUUGUCGACUUGGACAAAUAAAAAGUUCAAGUCAACAAUCCACCGUGUGUCGAAUCUCUCCGGCGAGGAACGUUAUUCAAUCCCAUUCUUUUUUGGAAUCGACUACGAUGCCACUGUAUCUGUACUCGAUAACCACACCUCAAAGGACAAUCCACCUUGCCGGGCACCUUUUAAGGCGGGGGAGUGGGUCCGUGAAAAAAUGUCCAAGGCAUAUGUUGGCUUUGAAGGCUAG